GACGCUUUCAAAUCAGAUGUUUUGACGUAAACAUAUGUUAAAAUCGGCGUCUCCAGCUGAGUGGUAAAAAAAUAAUGAAACUUUGAUUAAGAAUUCACAAUUCAGCAAUGAACAGUCAAGCGAUGGAAUUAAGUAGCAGUUUAAUCAUUCCCCCUCAUAGGAAUCUUUAUCCUAAACCUUAUGAUAGUAUGAAUUUACUUUACAUUAUUAUGCUAUUACAUGGUAUUGGAAUGCUUAUUCCAUGGAAUGUGUUCAUCAACGCAAAUUCGUAUUUUGUAGAUUAUAAAUUAAACCCAAAUGUAACAGGCACUCAUGAAUACAAGGAAAAUUUUAUUAGUUAUUUAGGAGUAAUAUCUCAAUUACCAAAUGUUAUUUUAAUGGCAUUAAAUUUGUUUGUUCAAUUUGGAUCCUCUACAAAGAAUAUAAACCCUAAAGCUUACCAAACUCAACCCAGAAUACCCAUUUCAAUCAUUAUUAAUGUUAUGAUGUGCAUAGUCACAGUUAUAUUAGCCAUUUUGGACACAUCAACUUGGCCAAAAGCUUUUUUCAUAUUAACCAUGAUAACAGCUGCUAUCACAAAUAGUGCUGCAGGCAUAUAUCAAAGUUCAAUUUUUGGUUUAGCAGGGAGUUUACCAAUGAAAUAUACAAAUGGUGUAAUUAUAGGAAAUAAUGUUUGUGGAACCCUAUUUGCUGUAGUAUAUAUACUAGCAAUAUAUGCAUCUCCAAAUCUAAGAUUAUCAGCUAUAUGGUACUUUAUAUCAGCUCAAUUUGUACUUCUGGCUUGCUUUGAUUCUUAUUUUGCUCUACCUCUUUUAAAAUUUUAUAGAUACCAUCUACGUACUUUGGUAAAGUCCGAGCAAACUGAUGGAGAUGUACAGGAUACCAGCAGAAAAUACAAAUUGAACGAUUAUUAUUCGGUAUUCACAAAGAUAUGGAUACAAUGUUUUGGAGUAUUUUUUUGCGUCUUUGUCACCUUCACCAUAUAUCCGACCCUUCUAGUAAAGAUUGAAAAAAAAGACCCAAAUUUUUUCAUAUCAGAUAAAUACUUUCAGGCUAUUAUCAUCUUCCUCAAUUACAACUUUUUUUCGUUGGUGGGUAACUUGGUAACCGAAAAAUUUAAAAAACCUGGUCCCAAAUCGGUCUGGUUGCCCAUCCUCAUGCGAGUUUUUUUUAUUCCUUUGUUUUUAUUUUGCAAUUACCACCCUGACAUUCGGAAAGUGCCGGUUUUGAUCAAAUAUGACUUUGUUUACGCUAUGCUCUCAAUUUUGUUAGCGGCUUCGCAUGGUUAUUUCCUUUCCCUGACGAUGAUGUACGCCCCGAGUUUAGUCGAACCACGUAUGGCGCAAUUGGCGGGAAUGAUGGCUACUCUCUUUAUGAUUAUAGGCCUAUUAUGCGGGUUAAAUUUUGCGUUGCUCGUUUCGAAAUUAUUUUAAGAAAGUGAAUAUAGAAAAUAAAUAAUAUGUCAUGUAUAUUGAAUUUAAGAACUAUAAAUUUUAUGAAUGAAAAUGAUUAAUAACGGGAAUAAAUUCAAUCAAUUAUACUUAGCAGUCAUAUUCAAAAAUGAUCCCGGAAAUAUUUUUUUUAAUAGCAUAUUUAUAUUAUAUUACACUCUCAGUCAAUUCAUUCAUUCUCUUGAGAAGUCAAAAUCUUAAGAUUAAUAUGUGAUUGAUUUGUAUAAAUUGUUAUUUUAUACGCUUUAAGUAUUAUUUUAUAUUAAUAUAGAUUGUUUUUUGGAUAUAUUAUAUCUAUAAAAAAGUAACAAAUAAAGUGAUAAAUUUUUAUGUUAAAUUGUUUAAUUUAGUUGUAUUUUAUCCUUUGGAAGAUUUGAUUUUCUUCUGUUAAUAAAUAAAUUAAAUAUAACCUCUCAAUACAUUCAUCUAAAAUAAAUUUUAUAUUUUAACUAUUUUAUUCCAAAAAUGUAUUAUUUAAAAAAUACACAUUUAUACAAAUAAAAACAUCGCAAUUUUUAAUUAUCAAUAUAAUUUGAUUGUACCUUAUUAUAAUAUAGUUUCAGGAAUGUUUGAGAAAUUUUAUCAUAUUAUUUUACAAUAUAGUCAGUUCUUCUGCAUUAUUUAUGAUUAUUUAUUUUUUUUUGAAAUCAAAUUUAUAUAAAAUUGAGUAUUUUUUUUCCACAAAAUUAUAUGACCAAUUUUUUUUUAAAAAUAGUAAUUAAUUAUGUCCAAUUUGUUUAAAAUAUAUAUAAAGUUCUAUAAAAUAAUGUAUUAGAAAUUAUUUUUCUACAAAGUUUUAUAAUGAUUUUUCUAGUCUAAUAAUAUUCUUAUGUUUUUUCCUUAUAA
Gordionus sp. m RMFG-2023 is the source of this 2297-nucleotide messenger RNA. Its product is annotated as equilibrative nucleoside transporter 3-like. Gene Ontology annotation, molecular function: nucleoside transmembrane transporter activity. Lineage: Eukaryota; Metazoa; Nematomorpha; Gordioida; Chordodea; Parachordodidae. Gene Ontology annotation, biological process: nucleoside transmembrane transport. Gene Ontology annotation, cellular component: plasma membrane. The record is from RefSeq and is a predicted model, not a curated record. Bases 108 to 1433 code for a protein of 441 amino acids. The transcript is spliced from 7 exons.